Plasmodium vivax (malaria parasite P. vivax) is the source of this 5883-nucleotide messenger RNA. RefSeq lists its product as hypothetical. The record is from RefSeq and is a predicted model, not a curated record. Bases 1 to 5883 code for a protein of 1960 amino acids. Gene Ontology annotation, molecular function: microtubule minus-end binding; gamma-tubulin binding. Gene Ontology annotation, biological process: mitotic cell cycle; microtubule nucleation; spindle assembly. Gene Ontology annotation, cellular component: centrosome; equatorial microtubule organizing center; gamma-tubulin small complex. Lineage: Eukaryota; Apicomplexa; Aconoidasida; Haemosporida; Plasmodiidae. The transcript has a single exon.
AUGGAGCCGCAAAACAUACGGAGAAAGGUGGAGAGCGAAAACAACAACCGCAUCCACAUCGCCAAGGCCAAGUUCCGCAACUGCCUGUGCCUCUUCAACAGCUACUCCAAGUGCUACCUGAACAUCAGGAAGAAGACCAACCGGGAGACUUCCAAAUAUGAAAAAAUAUAUGGAAAUGAAAACAUCAGAAUUCGGGAGGAAAAGAAGGCCAGUAGUUCGGCCAAAGAAACAUCCCUCGAGUUUACCUACCCCUACCGGUACCAACAAAACAGAAGCGUCUUCCUAAUUAUAAACAGCGAAAAUGUCAAUUCGGGCAACUCCAGCAUAUGCCACAAUGACGUUAUAUACAUCAUAUAUAACAAUAAAAAGUAUGAACAUGUUAAUGUGCAGAAGAGGAAAAAAAAGAGAAAAAAGAUGAGGAAAAAAAUAAGGAAAAAAAAAAACGCCUUACAUGAUGGGAAAGGGGACAACUACGGCAGUCUAAUGGGCUCCACCCCCAACCAGCCGUUCGACGCCAACCCGAUGUACAACAGCACCAUAUUCGAAACGAGCAACAUGAAUUUCGGCGAGACGUAUGAUAGUAAAAAGAAGAAAAAGAGGGGAAAAGCGGCCCAAGGGGGGAUAUCCGCAUUAACUAGCAAAGCGGGCAAAAUAAAAAAUAAAAAAAAUAUCAUCUUCUCGGACGACGACGACUCGGACAAUAACUACGAACAUGUCUUCACGCACAUCAAUUCGAACCUCCACUUUCUGAGCGUCUCCAAUGAUCACAUAGAGAAAGAGAAAAAUCUUUACAUCCAAAACGAAAGGUACGUCAACUGCAAAGAUGUCAUAUUUAGGAAAAUGAAGUUUAAAAAAACACUCUUCCUCAAUCUGGACACCUACAACUCGUGGAUAAUCAUCAAGAAAAGCAUCCUGGUGAAUGAGUACCUCAGCCGCUUGGCCCAAAACGACCUGGCAGAUAUAAACGACGUUCUCUACGACGUCAUGAACAUGCGCAGCAGAGUGGUUAACUGCUACACGAAGGUGUACAUAAAUGAUUACUUCCUGCUGGUUAAUAGUAAGACGAAGGAGAUAUUGGGCGUCCAAAAGGUCCCAGCAGAAAGCCUCCAUAAGGGUACUUCCCAUAAGGGUAGCGGGCAUAAGGGCAGCACCCAUAAGGGCACUCCCCACACGGGUAACUCCCACACAGGGGGGGAAGCCAGUCCGGAGAAGAGGGAACCCCCCUACGGCAAUGCCCUGGAGAAUUACGAAUCCAAGUGCUACAGCCUUGUGCUCAUCAAAAAAAUGAGCCUCAGCCACCUCUUCGGAACGGCCACAGACAUCAACAUCACCUUCGCCUUCCACAACGUGUGCCUCACGAGUUACAACAAAAUUAAUGACACCAGCGCCUACAUGCUCAUCUAUAAUUACAACCUCACCAGGGAGAGUCAGAUCUUUUUAACAAAGUCUAGCGGUCAAGGCGAACAGAUCAGGGCACCCGCACCCGACUCGCAGAGCCCCCCGCAAGGAAUCAGCCACGAAGACCUUCUCUAUUUCAAUAACUAUAUAACGAAAAAGAUCGCGGAAAACUACCUCAGCUACAGCCUCUACAUUAAGGAGUGCCUCCUCAUCAUCGACAUUCUGUAUGUGCUCAACAACAGCUACGGGAAUUUGAUUUACAUUAAGGAGCAGUACAAGUAUGACCACCAGACGUACUACUCCUACGUGUGCGGCCUGCUGCAGAGGAGCAGGGCGCGCCCCGAGUUGGGGCCGGACGCGCGGGGGGACUCCAGCUCGGUGUACUCCCUCUCGGACAGCGACGGGGGAAGCGGUCACAGUGGAAGUGGCGAUGGUGGUGGGGAUUCCUCCGCGCCCUCCUCGUGCUCCGCGUCCCCCGCGUCCGCCUCCUCCCGCGCCUCCACCGCGUCGACGGAGCAGGCCAGAGCCAAGGCCAGCCUGACCGCGGAGGAGAAGCAGCUCCUCGGCGAGCUGGACGACGACUUGGUGUACCUGAUGCCCAAGUACAAGCUGGUGUUUCACCCGCUUGUGCUCAGCGACCGAGAAAGCAACAGCAGCCACUUGGAAAUCACGAGGGAAAUAUUAAAGCUGGGGAUUUGCCUACGGCGCAUUCAGCGCUUUAUCGAAAUUAACAAAAGGGGACAGUCCUGCAACUCCACCUUCGACAUGUUCUGCUGCUGCCUCUACAACAUCAGCAUGCACAUCCUAAACCAUGUUAACAAAAUUGAAGAAAAUGUUAGGAACGUUUAUAAUUUUUCCAAAAUAUAUAUGAAGGACGGCACAGGGGGGGGAGGAGGCUACUACCCCCCAAGGGGAAACAAAACGUGGGAACAAAUCCCUGGGGGAGAAACCCAAACCCGAUUGAACGACCAACCCAUGUGUCUCUUUGACGCAAAUGCGCUAUCUACAUGCACAGAUCCAGAGGAAAAAAAAAUUUUCUUCAGCAUCAACAAUUUGUUUAGAAAAAAUGUCCAAGACUUUAACCUCUUUUUUAACAUUAAUAUUGACAAGGCGGAGGACAUCUCUCUUUACAAAAUAAAAAUCAUUGUGCUUCCCCUCCUCCAGGUGGGGAAGCUGCUUAACAAAAUCAUUAACAAAAUUAUUAGCAAGAAAAAGAUGAACAAUUCGAGGUACCUAAUCGAUUUGAUUUACAAGUUGCAGGAGUACCUACACUCGGAUAGCAUCAACAGAACUGUGCUUAUCUAUUUGCUAAAGAAUAUUACCACCCCUCUGUUUGACUUUAUAAAAAAUUACAUCUACUACGGGAAGGUCAAAGACACGCAUAGAGAGUUCUUCAUCCACGAGAAUAGGAACAUCACCCCGUAUUAUAAACAGACCAACAAAUUUUACUGCACCAAUAUAUUUAAAUACAUUUACAAAAAGUAUAUUGACAUGUCUACCAAUUAUUGGGGAGCCAAAUACGUCAUCCUGAACAGUAAGGUUCCCACGUUUUUGAGGAGUGUCUCCUACCAUAUUUUCAUCACCGGGAAGUAUAUAGACGUCCUUUCCGCGUGCUCCAAACUGUUGACUCUGCAGAGCAGGCGUGGACAUCGCCUCUACACAGAGGGGGUAGACUCCCCAUCGAUGUAUGCACCGUAUAAAGGGGCCAUCCACGGGGGGGAGGGCGACUCCCCCGAAGAUGAAGCACACCAAAUGGAGGCAAACAAUCCAUUCCAGGAAGAAGAAAACGAUCUGUAUGGAGGGCUACCGCCCCCCCUCCGCAACAACAAAACGUGCCUCCUAACAUACGACGGAAACAACAAGACGUAUGAGCACCUCAUCCACAACCAACACCUAUUUGCUUCCAAAAAAAUGUUCGAGCUGUACAUAAAAAAAAUUGACAUCAAGGAAAAGAUAAAGCAUCAUUAUUUUUUCUUCUUCCUUCAAAUUAGUGACUACUUAAAAUAUUUUUACAUCCUAGCACAUGAACAUCUGGAAAAGCUCUACAAUAGCAAAAAGAACAGCAACGUCUUGAAUAAGCUCAAGAACUUUUUUGACAUUUCCUUGAGGUCCUCUGUUCUAUACCACCUGAAGUACCGCCACGACUACAACGUCGACGUUUCGGACAUCCUCAGCAUCAUCGAUAAUGUUAACCUGAUUAUUGACUUGAGAAAUUUCUACCUCAAUAGUAGCCAAGUUCGCGUUGGUAGGGAGCAACAGGGGGAUGCCCUAGAGAGUGGCCAAGACGACGGCGGAAGGACGCCACUUCAGUGGCAGCAGAGGGGAGAGCAAAGUGGUGUCUACUACCAGGAGGGGAACCUCCAAGGUGGGAAUUCCAUCAGAGGGGCCCCCACCCAAUCGGAGGACGACACCGACUUGGACAGCGAAACGGAGAGCCCCUCAGAUGGGGAACAACAAACAGGGGGAACACCCCUCACCAUGAAGGAACAAAAAAGUAGAAAGACAAAAAAAAAAACCAAAAAAAAAAUGCAAAAAAGGAAAAAAAAAAAUUAUGCCUCUUUAGGAAGAAGGACCCAAAAUGGAUCCACUCUCGAACAGCAGCACCUCCUGGGAGAAAAAAAAAAAAUACUAGCCAACCUAAAAAACAACGUGCUCAAUAAUAUACAUAAUAAUAUGCAAACCAACACAAACGUAGAAAUUUACAAAGGGCUGGUCCUCUCCUACCACAACCUCUUUCCAUAUAACUUAAUAUUUAACAACGUAACCAUUUUUAAGUAUACUCUCAUUUUCAGAAUUUUAAAUUACUGCAAAUAUAUUGAGCACAAGCUCACGGAGGUCUGGCUCAACCACAUGUUCGUGAAGAACAUCUUCCUCAACGAGGAAUGCAAAAAUAACUUGAUGAUGUGCAUACACACGAGGGAAUGCAUGGCUCACUUCCUAAAGUGCUACACCUACCACCUACAGAACGACGUGAUCAAAUCGGAGUAUGCUCACAUGAAUGGCAAGCUAAAGGAGACUCUCAUUUUCGAUGACAUCAUACACAUCCAUAACGCCUACCUCAAUAACAUCCUCAGAUACUCAUUCAUAAUGAACCAAAAUAUUAUUCACUCCAUUUUAAAAUUGAUGUCAAUAUCGCACAUUUUCACCAGACACAUUUUGAAAUUUAACUUUAACAAAAAUGAGCAGCUCGAGCGGGUCUCCGCUCGCGAAGGUGGCAAGUGCGACCGCGGUGGGGGCAGCCACGCCGUCCACUCCAACCAGGGGACGCAUGACCGCCACGCCGGCCACUCCAACCCGGACGAACACCCGAGCGGAACCGAGAAGACCAAAAAGAAAAAAAACAACUACCACAGGAAGUUCAUUCAGGAACUCCUCAGCGACCAGGCCUACAUCUCCAUGAUCCACAACACCAUCAAGCACUACGACAAGCACUUCAAAAAUUUCUUCCUACACCUCACGGACUACGUCAGCAACAACAUCGAUGACUAUGCGCAUAACUUUCUAGUCAAACUGGAUUACAAUUUUUAUUACACGAAUAAGUACCAGAUGAGCGGCGCCCACGUGGUUGGGGAGCCCAACGAGGGGGCGGAAGGGGAAGCAGACGCGGAAGUAGACGCGGCAGUAGACGCGGCAGUAGACGCGGCAGUGAACUUCGCUCCAGCUGAAUAUCGCACCGGAGAAGGUGUUUCCCCACACGCGGGUUCCUUCGAACGGGGUAACCUCGCCCAGCGCGGGAGACAUCUCGGGGGGCGAGUCGGCGGACCGGCAGGUGGAAGCCCCUCGAGCGGAAGCCCCCCGUCCACCCCGAACCGACUGGCUUACAACCAGGAGUACGGCCACUCAGCGGGACAUACUGUAGAUCAUCCUGUAGGCCAUCCUGCAGCCCAUCCUGCAGCCCAUCCUGCAGCCCAUUCCGCCGCCCCCUAUGACCACCCCACCUACGCCGCGGCCUACUCGACCAACUACGAGGCGCACCCCCGCCAGCGAUAUGCCCACCCCUCAAGAGGCACAACUCACGGAGGCGACCAGGCGGACUACAGCCGAGGCGCGAACGACCACAGCGUGCACUAUGCAGACGUCCACAUCCCAGUGACACACCGCAGGAACAAGUACCCGCAGACGCACCUAAACAAGGAACACAUGCUCAGCGAAAACAGGUUCGCCCCCUACCACCUCGGCAGUCAGAACCCCCCCUACGCAGUUAACCCCUACGAGCAGGACGAAAACGGCUACGACGGCAAAAUGGGCACCCCCCCCACCGGCAGCGCCACCUACAGCAAGCUGAAGAAGUACGGCGCGCAUCACAGUGAGAACCUGCCCAGCGUCAACGCGGCCGGCAUCAACGCGGCAGGCAUAAACGCGACCAGCAUCAACGCGGCCAGCAUCAACGUCAGCGGCAUCGACGUGAACAGCAUCGACAUAAGCGGCAUCGACGUGAACUCCGUCGACCAAAACGCGUACAAGAGCAAAUUCAUCCCGCAGUAG